Molecule: messenger RNA, 2430 nt
Organism: Closterium sp. NIES-65
Lineage: Eukaryota; Viridiplantae; Streptophyta; Zygnematophyceae; Desmidiales; Closteriaceae
Source: the annotation of a GenBank genome assembly
AUGCUGUCUGUCGCGGUUUCCGCAAGGAGCUUUUCAUCUCUCGCACGCCCAUGUCGUCGCGCCCAGCCCCUCACGCGCCGAUGCAGUGUCCCCACCGCUCUCCCUAGUAGUACUACCGCUUCCGCGCCUUCGUCCGCUUCCGCGUCCGCUUAUUCCGCUUCUUCCGCCUCCGCCGCCGCUUCUCGCUUCGCCGCCCGUUUGUCCUCAUUCUCCUCCGCGCAUAUCCCGUCGUUCCAAACUCCCGUACAACCAUCGCUGCAAGCGGAGAAAACAUCCUCGUUGGUAACAGUCAUGAGCCACCAGCAGCAUCGCCGGCAACAUCACAGCGGCCGGCAAGGCGAAAAAAGCGGGCGUCAGAUCCACCAGGAAAACUCCCAGCAGCAAGCAGAAAGCGCACGCGCGGCCGCCUUCCCGGUUUCUAUAGCUGACGGUCGCCGGUUCCACAACCUGCUAGCCGACUAUGACCCCUCCCAGGCUGCUGUAGCGCAAGUGGAACGAAGGGCUCGGGAGUUAGGGGUCCCUGCAGGCGGAGUGACUGUAACGGGGGAAGGCGGAGUGAAUGUAACGGGGAAAACAGGAGUGACUGUAACAGGGAAAGGGCGGGGAGAAGAGAGCAGGGUGGGUUCGUCGCUGCCAGGUGUCGGGCCGUCAUUGGCUGUUCCGUCUGAGGAGGAGUUUCUGCGAGCGGGUUUGGAGCUGAAAGAUCAGAUAGUGCAAGCCACAUGGACGAACGGAGCGCCAGCUCGCAGGGUGCGGGACCCGUUCCUCUAUGUGGGCCUGCUGGGGACAGCGUGGGUGUGCUUCAGAGCAUAUCAGGCCACAGGCGAUGUUUCUGACCUGGCACUUGCUGCGGACAUCAUCCGGGCUGCUGCUGACAUGGCGGAACGCCAUCGAACGCAUUACACCUUCUACUGUGGUCAACCGGGCAUUCUUGCAUUGGGAGCUGUCAUGCAUCAUCAUCUCAUGCACCACUCGCAGCAGCAACCGCAGCAACCUUUGCACCAACACCAGCAGCAGCAGCACGAGGAGCUCGAAUCCAAUCCCUACCUCCGCUCCUUCCUCUCCCUCCUCACCUCCUCACUCCCCUCGCUCUCCCUCCUCCCCUCCUCCCCCACCGACACUGCACCAGCCACCAUCCCCCACGAGCUACUGUACGGGAGAGCAGGCAUGCUCUGGGCCUUCCUGUUCCUGCGCAGGAACCUUCCUGUGGAUAUGCGAAGGAAUCUUCUUCCUUUGUCUCUCGCCCGCCCCAUUGCUGCUGCCAUUGUGGAAGCGGGGCUGUCCCUUGCGUCGACGUAUGCUCAUGAUGGAAGUCCCCUCCCGCCUCUCAUGUACGAGUGGUACGGCACUCGGUACCUGGGGGCAGCACACGGCGUGGCAGGGAUAGUACACGUGCUGCUGCUGCUACGGAGAGAAGAACUGGAGGAGGAGGCGGAACUGGAGGAAGUGGGGAAGGAGAGGGGUGCAACAGCAGGCGUCAGGGAAGCAGCAGUGCUAGGAGGCAGUGCGAGGGAAAGGGGAGACUGGACACUGGAGGAGGCAGCAGAAGCAGCAGCAGCAGCGCUGGAAUACCUAGUGGCCACUCGCCUGCCUUCCGGGAACUAUGCUGCGAGCGAUGAGGAGAGCCGAGCGGCUGCUGCUGCAGUCAGAAACACACUCAAACGAGAAAGCAGUGCUGCUGCUGCUGCUGCUAGGGGUAUCGCGGGUGGGGGUGGAAGCACGGGCGAGGGAGAGGUGAGGGGGGUGCAAGAGGCAGAUCGGUUGGUGCACUGGUGCCACGGAACCCCUGGUGUGGCUCCCACUCUCGCCCAUGCUGCUAUGGUGGGCCCCUUAGCUCAUGCGUCUGAAGUGAUUAGACCUCGAUCUGUUGGCACUCAGUCCGUUCUUUUGGCCAUGAACCGCUCAAUUCCAGAGCUCAUCCUUUCCUCUGCCCUUAAUGCCCUCUCCUCCUUACACCAGCUGUUUCCGUCCAAGCCCCAGUUGCUGCAAGCAGCCAUCGAGGCAGGAGAGGUUGUUUGGCACCGAGGCUUGCUACGCAGGGUCGGUCUCUGCCAUGGCAUCAGCGGCAACGCCUACACUUUCCUGGCUCUCCACCGAGCCACAACUGCAGGCUCGGCAACCGUCCCUGCCCCAGGUUUGGGAUCAGCUGCUGCCGAGGGCGCUGGAGCUUCUAUGGCUGCCACUUCAGCAUCGCCCGGAGCUCAGACAGCAGGAGACAAUGACACAUCAGCGCUGAUGACACGUCACCUGCACAGAGCACGCGCAUUUGCUGGCUUCCUGCAUGCCAACUGGCGCCAGCUGGCGGAGGCAGGCACCCUGCACUGCGGGGAUCACCCGUUCUCCCUCAUGGAAGGUCUGGGUGGCCCUGCUUGUCUGUUUCUGGACAUGAGCCGACCCAAUGAAGCAAGGUUUCCAGGGUACGAGCUGUAG